AUUUGAAUAGAUGCGUCGUCGCUCUGCUUUCGGUGCCGACUCAGUGCGUUGAGCAGCACAGCAGCCAGACGGACCGGCUGGGGAAGAGAAAGACGGACGGACGGACAAGUAACGACCCUCCAGGCCCAGACAUCACCCGCCGCCUCGCCGCACCUCUCAGUUUCAGGUUCUACUACUGAUUCAGGUUCCCAACAUGGCUGCCACACCGAUCUCCCAGGAGGAGCUGGAGGAACUUAGAGAAGCUUUCGCCAAGAUUGAUGUGGACAACAACGGAUUUAUCAGCAAAGAUGAGCUCAAUGAGCUCUUCAGAGCUGCCAACCUGCCGCUGCCGGGCUACAGAAUCCGAGAGAUCGUCCAGGAGCUGACCAAGACCAGCGACAACCUCACCUUCGACGAGUUUGCUAAUAUCGUCCACGGGCUGAAGAGCACCGAGGUGGCAAAGACCUUCAGGAAAGCCAUCAAUAAGAAGGAGGGAAUCUGUAACGUGGCAGGAACCUCAGAGCAGUCUGGAACCCAGCACUCCUACUCAGAGGAGGAGAAGGUGGCCUUUGUGAACUGGAUCAAUAAAGCUCUGGAGAAGGACGGCGACUGUAAACACGUUCUGCCGAUGGAUCCCGACAGCAACGACCUGUUCACCGCCAUGGGAGACGGAAUCAUCCUCUGUAAAAUGAUCAACCUGUCUGUCCCCGACACCAUCGACGAGAGAACCAUCAACAAGAAGAAGCUCACACCUUUCACCAUCCAGGAGAACCUGAACUUGGCUCUGAACUCUGCGUCGGCCAUCGGCUGCCACGUGGUGAACAUCGGAGCUGAGGACCUGAAGGAGGGCAGGCAGCACCUGGUCCUGGGUCUGCUGUGGCAGGUCAUCAAGAUCGGACUGUUCGCCGACAUCGAGCUCAGCAGGAACGAAGCUCUGAUCGCUCUGCUGCGUGACGGGGAGAGUCUGGAGGAUCUGAUGAAGCUUUCCCCCGAGGAGCUGCUGCUGCGUUGGGCCAACUAUCACCUGGAGGAGGCCGGCUGCGGGAAAAUCAACAACUUCAGCUCCGACAUCAAGGACUCCAAGGCGUACUACAGCAUCCUGAACCAGGUGGCACCCAAAGGAGAUGAGGAGGGAAUCCCCCCCAUCGCCAUCGACAUGUCAGGAAUCAGGGAGAAAGAGGACCUGAAGCGAGCUGAGUGCAUGCUGGAUCAGGCCGACCGGCUCGGCUGCAGGCAGUUCGUCAUGCCGGCAGACGUCGUCCGCGGCAACCCCAAGCUCAACCUGGCCUUCGUUGCCAAUCUGUUCAACAAGUACCCGGCUCUGAAGAAGCCGGAGAACCAGGACAUCGACUGGAGCUCCAUCGAAGGUGAAACCAGGGAGGAACGAACCUUUAGGAACUGGAUGAACUCGCUGGGAGUCAACCCUCGAGUCAACCACCUCUACGCAGACAUCGACGACGCUCUGGUUAUCUUCCAGCUGUACGAGAAGAUCAAGGUUCCGGUGGACUGGGACCGAGUCAACAAACCUCCCUACCCCAAACUGGGCAGCAACAUGAAGAAGGUUCGUGACCGCAUCUUCAAGCUGGAGGACAAAAUAGAGGAGAUGGAGAAACACAUGAGGGAGCUCCAAGAGGAAAACUCUCAACUGCUCAGUCAAGUCCACAGCGAUAGCAGAAAGAUAAAGAGUCAGGAGGAACAUCUGCAGGCCUACAGAGAAAUGGAGGCAACCAACAAACGCCUUCAGGACAGCAAGAAAGAGUUGGAAUUAAACUCUGUUAUUUUUGAAGUUUUCUCCGUUCUAAAUGCCGUCUGUCCUCUCAGAUACACCCUGAACAUCCUGGAGGACCUCGGCGACGGUCAGAAAGUCACCGACGACACCAUUGUGUCCUGGGUCAACGACACGCUGACACAGGCUGGAAAACCUACCAUCUCCAGCUUCAAGGACGGCUCCAUCAGCAGCAGCAUGCCGGUUCUGGACCUGAUCGACGCCAUCCAGCCCGGAUCCAUCAGAUAUGACCUGCUGAAGACAGAAGACCUGACGGACGAGGAGAAACUCAACAAUGCAAAGUACGCCAUCUCCAUGGCCAGGAAGAUCGGCGCCAGAGUUUACGCGCUGCCUGAGGACCUGGUGGAGGUCAAACCCAAGAUGGUGAUGACGGUGUUCGCCUGCCUCAUGGCCCGAGGCAUGAAGAGAGCCUGAAGAGCAGAACGAGCUCCCAGAAUGUGAGAGAAAGACGAGGAGAUGAACGAUUCAGAGAGAUAGUCUAAAGACUGGAAAUACUGCUGAGUUUAUCAAUAUUUCAAGUUUUCGUAGCUCACUAUGCAGAAAUGUGUGAAGUUGUGGUUUUAAAUCCACAACUUCAUCACUUCCCACAUUUCUGUUGGACAAAAUGUACUUUUCAAGUGACCAAAACUUGAAAUAUUGAUAAAUUCAGGUGGUUUUUAGCAAGAUUACGGGAAGAAAACUUCAUAUUAAAACCAAUUUAAUGCAUCAUGAUAAUGAGAAGGUCCUCAAUUGUGCUUGGUGAAGUCUUAAACAUCCAACCAGCAAGAUUUCUGCCUUUAAAUUAAUAUUUUUCAGGACUAAAAGCGCAUCAAUAACUCGUUUUCAUCUUAAUCAAUAUAUAAGUUUCUGGUUCUAGACUGUGAAAGUGCCCAAAAACUGACCGAAGGCAGAAAAAGGCCUUUAAAGAGGCCUUUAAAUAAAUGAAUUUUUGAGAAGGAAACAGUAUUUUUUAAAGACUGUAUUGACAUUUUUCUGAUCUUCUGUCAGUUUCAGGCUUUUUGUCGCCUUUUAAAAUGAAGAUUUGCUGCAUUUUCUCAGUCACUAAAUCUAAUUUUAUGGGUUUUUUGCCAUUACUCAUCAACUGCAUCUUUAAAAAGAACUAAUAAUGAAGUAUUUCCUCCUCUCUUUGCUGCACUAUCAUUGUUUUUUUUUCUAAAGACCUCAGGUUGUUAUUUUCUUCUGUAAAUGUAAAAGGAGUUUUCUGCAGCAGGUUCACCACAUUUUUACUGUUUAUUUCUUGUGCCAGAUCAGGACAUUUAUGCCAAAUGUACACAACAAAUAAACUGAUUUUUGUACUAAAA
Molecule: messenger RNA, 3066 nt
Organism: Amphiprion ocellaris (clown anemonefish)
Lineage: Eukaryota; Metazoa; Chordata; Actinopteri; Pomacentridae
Gene: lcp1
Product: lymphocyte cytosolic protein 1 (L-plastin)
Exons: 16
Coding region: 194-2179 (661 amino acids)
Biological process (GO): actin filament network formation; actin filament bundle assembly
Cellular component (GO): actin filament bundle; actin filament; cytoplasm
Molecular function (GO): actin filament binding; calcium ion binding
Source: RefSeq, a predicted model, not a curated record